This is a messenger RNA of Cooperia oncophora, 1224 nucleotides long. The record is from the annotation of a GenBank genome assembly. NCBI's taxonomy places the organism in Eukaryota, Metazoa, Nematoda, Chromadorea, Rhabditida, Trichostrongylidae.
AUGAAUGUUGUACAGGGCCUUCUAUCGGCCGUUUCACCACUUUCUGACGGUGAUUUUGCCGAUCGUCUGAACUAUUGUGUCACCACUGUCGGUCUUGUGCUGGCAUCAGCGUUCAUCUCUGGAUGGAGCUUUGUCGGCUCACCUAUUCAGUGCUGGUUCCCUGCCUAUUACAAAGGAUGGUGGAUGGAAUAUGCGUUAGAUUACUGUUACGUACAAAAUACGUACUUUAUACCGAUGACUGACGUCAAAGUCCAUAAUGCGUUCGAUUUUGCACAACAUGUGAUCGAAAUCCCUUCUAAUCAUACGGAACGUGAAGCAAAACAAAUUGGUUACUACCAGUGGGUACCGUUCAUACUCGCUGCGCAGGCGAUUCUCUUCUAUCUUCCCGUCGUCAUAUGGCGUUCUGUCUAUGAAAGCUCAGGUUUCAAGGUGAAAGCCAUCUGUGACACAUGCAGCAUGCAUGCUAACAUGGACGAGGGCACACGUCAAAAGAACAUGAAAACGAUCGCCGCAUUCCUUGUUCAGGAGCAUUCUGUCGCUCUAGUGAAAGCAGGAAAAGCACGACGACUCACAAGCGGUAGCUACAUUACUAUCGUUUAUGUGGCCGUAAAAUUCCUCUACGCGCUGAACGCCGUCUUCCAGUUCAUCUUCCUCAAGAACGUGCUGGGUGUUCAGUCGUACACAUGGGGUUUGGAUGUGUCGCUGGACUUGUGGAACGGACGAGAAUGGCCCGAAACUGGCAACUUCCCAAGGAUCACAAUGUGUGACUAUGACGUCAGAGUACUUGGAAAUCUACAUCGACAUACAGUACAGUGCGUUCUGAUGAUCAACAUGUUCAAUGAGAAGAUCUUCGUCGCCUUGUGGUACUGGUUAUGCAUCAUGUUGAUCGUCAGUGUGUACAGCUUCGCCAAAUGGGCAAUUGCCACCGCAAUGACUUCAGUCACUGGCAAAGCCCUAGUGAACAACUACAUUCAACAGAUUGAUCCAAAUGUGGCUCGCAGUCUGCACAAACGCUCGCUUCUCCAACAAUUUGUCGUCGAGAAGUUGCGUGUAGACGGGGUAUUCCUAAUUCGACUUGUCGCUGAGAAUUCCGGCGAAAUGGUGACGUUGGCGUUGCUGAAGACGUUGUGGGAGGAAUUCAUCAAGGAACGUGGCGAGCAUCCACCACCAUACAUCGAGCCGCUUCUCCUCUCCAACAAGAAGAUCAGCGAAUCCGAUUUGUAG